Molecule: messenger RNA, 4349 nt
Organism: Marmota flaviventris (yellow-bellied marmot)
Lineage: Eukaryota; Metazoa; Chordata; Mammalia; Rodentia; Sciuridae
Gene: Pdzd8
Product: PDZ domain containing 8
Biological process (GO): mitochondrial calcium ion homeostasis
Cellular component (GO): mitochondria-associated endoplasmic reticulum membrane contact site
Molecular function (GO): protein binding; lipid binding
Source: RefSeq, a predicted model, not a curated record
GCCCUCGCCCCGCCGCCGCCGCCGCCGCCGCGGUCGCACCGGCCGCCCCCGGAGAGUCUGAGGAGGCGCGGGCCGCUGCAGGCUCAGGCGCCGCAGCGCGCGGGCCCAAGUCCCGGACGAGGCCCAGGGAGCCGCUCGCCCCGACCCCGCCGCCCCAUGCCCUCAAGAUGGAGGCAGCGGGGGCGGUGGCGUGAAGAAAGCGGCGCUGUGGGCGCGGGAGUAGGGGGCCCGGCGGCCCGGGCGGCGGCGGCGGGAUGGGGCUGCUGCUCAUGAUCCUGGCGUCGGCCGUGCUGGGCUCCUUCCUCACGCUGCUCACCCAGUUCCUGCUGCUGUACCGCAGACAGCCCGAGCCGCCGCCGGACGAGGCGGCCAGCGCAGGCGACGGCUUCCGCUACUCCAAGCCGGUGCCGGGCCUGCCCCUGCGGGAGUACCUCUAUGGCGGCGGCGGGGCUGAGGAGCCCUCCAGCGGGGCGCCCGAGGGCGGUGCGACCCCGGCCUCCGAGACCCCCGCCCCGCCGACGCGGGAGACCUGCUACUUUCUCAACGCCACCAUCCUGUUCCUGUUCCGGGAGCUGCGGGACACCGCGCUGACUCGCCGCUGGGUCACCAAGAAGAUCAAGGUGGAGUUUGAGGAGCUGCUGCAGACCAAGACGGCAGGGCGCCUGCUGGAGGGGCUGAGCCUGCGGGACGUGUUCCUGGGCGAGACGGUGCCCUUCAUCAAGACCAUCCGGCUCGUGCGGCCCGUGGUAGCGUCGGCCACCGGGGAGCCCCAUGGCCCCGAGGGGGAGGCGCUGCCCGCCUCCUGCCCGGAGGAGCUGGCCUUCGAGGCGGAGGUGGAGUACAGCGGGGGCUUCCACCUGGCCAUCGACGUGGACCUGGUCUUUGGCAAGUCCGCCUACCUGUUCGUCAAACUGUCCCGAGUGGUGGGGAGGUUGCGCUUCGUCCUCACCCGCGUGCCCUUCACCCACUGGUUCUUCUCCUUCGUGGAGGACCCGCUGAUCGACUUCGAGGUGCGCUCCCAGUUUGAAGGGCGGCCCAUGCCCCAACUCACCUCCAUCAUCGUCAACCAGCUCAAGAAAAUCAUCAAGCGCAAACACACGCUGCCGAAUUACAAGAUCAGGUUCAAGCCGUUUUUUCCUUAUCAGACCUUGCAAGAAUCUGAAGAAGAUGAAGAGUAUAUCCAUAUACACCAGUGGGCACUUGCUGAAGGACGUCUUAAAGUUACGUUGUUAGAAUGUAGCAGAUUACUCAUUUUUGGAUCCUAUGAUAGAGAAGCAAAUAUUCAUUGCACACUUGAGUUGAGCAGUGGUGUUUGGGAAGAAAAACAAAGGAGUUCUAUUAAGACGGUUGAAUUAAUAAAAGGGAAUUUACAAAGCGUUGGACUUACACUUCGUCUUGUUCAGUCAACUGAUGGAUAUGCUGGGCAUGUCAUAAUUGAAACUGUGGCCCCAAACUCACCUGCUGCAAUUGCAGAUCUUCAGCGGGGAGAUCGACUCAUUGCUAUUGGAGGUGUAAAAAUUACAUCGACACUACAGGUGUUGAAGCUUAUCAAGCAGGCUGGUGACCGAGUCUUGGUGUACUAUGAAAGGCCUGUUGGCCAGAGCAAUCAAGGUACUGUUCUGCAAGAUAAUUUUGGCCAGUUGGAAGAAAACUUUUUGUCAAGCUCAUGCCAACCAAGUUAUGAAGAGGAAGCUGCAGGACUUGCAGUGGAUGCUGAAAAUAGAGACCUUGAUUCUGAAUUUGAAGAUUUGGCAGGUGAUGUCAGAGUACAAAACGAGUUCAAAGAUGAGGCACAGUCAUUAAGUCAUAGUCCCAAACGUACUCCAACAACACUUUCUAUUAAACCUCUUGGCGCUAUAUCCCCAGUUUUAAACCGUAAAUUAGUUACAGGAAGUCACCCACUACCACCAAAAAUUCCAGCCAAAGAAGGAAAUAAACCGCCAGCCCUAAAAACUUCUGAGGUACUAGACCCAGCACAAGUGUCAAAACCCACCCAAGGAUCCACUUUCAAACCACCUGUGCCACCACGACCACAAUUAAAAGUUCCUUUGCCUUCUGCUGACACCCCAAAUCAGGCUGAACCAGACAUUCUUGUUGAAAAGCCAGAGAAGGUGCUUCUUCCUCCUCCUCCUGCAGAUAAAUCUGAGAAGCAAGCAAAAAAUGUGGAUCACAUAGAAGAUGUGACUACAUCUAAGCAGUUUAUAGCAAAGCAAGAAAUGACUAAAGAUUUUACUUCAGAAGGUUCUUGCCCUACUAAAGACAGUUCGGAUGACCAUCAAAUGUGGGAGUCAUCAGAAAUUCUUUAUCGGAAUAAGCUAGGAAAGUGGACAAAAACCAGAGCAUCCUGUUUGUUUGAUAUAGAAGCCUGCCACAGAUACCUGAAUGUUGCACUGUGGUGCAGGGAUCCUUUCAAGUUGGGAGGUCUCAUCUGUUUGGGGCACAUUAGUUUAAAACUUGAAGAGGUGGCUUUAGGAUGCUUAGCUACAUCAAACAUGGAAUACCUUUCAAAAUUCAGACUGGAAGCUCCUGCACCUAAGGCCAUGGUCACUAGAACUGCUUUAAGGAAUCUGAGUAUGCAAAAGGGCUUCAAUGACAAAUUUUGCUAUGGUGACAUUACUAUUCACUUCAAAUAUUUGAAGGAAGGAGAACCAGACCACCAUGUAGUUACUAAUUUAGAGAAAGAAAAAGAACUCCAUUUGGUUGAAGAAGUUUCUAUCCUGCCUAAAGAGGAGCACUUUGUUGGACAGAUGGGUUCAUCAGAAAGUAAACAUAGUUUCCAGGAUACUCAGUUCCAAAACCCAACUUGGUGUGAUUACUGUAAAAAAAAAGUUUGGACAAAAGCAGCUUCCCAGUGUAUGUUCUGUGCUUAUGUUUGCCAUAAAAAAUGUCAAGAAAAGUGUCUAGCUGAGACUCCUCUUUGUGGAGCAACUGAGAGACGAAUAGACCGAACCCUGAAAAACCUUAGGCUAGAAGGACAGGAACCCCUCUUGGGCCUGGCUCCUCGUGUUGAUGCCGAAGCUAACAAGUCAGUUAAUAAAACGACAGGUUUGACAAGGCACAUUAUUAAUACAAGCUCUCGUUUGCUAAAUUUACGUCAAGUCUCUAAAACUCGCCUUUCUGAACCAGGAACCGAUCUCGUAGAACCUUCACCAAAACACACACCCAACACAUCAGACAAUGAAGGCAGUGACACAGAGGUCUGUGGUCCAAACAGUCCUUCCAAACGAGGAAGCAGCACAGGAAUAAAGUUAGUGAGAAAAGAAGGUGGGCUGGAUGACAGUGUUUUUAUUGCAGUUAAAGAAAUCGGCCGUGAUCUGUACAGGGGCUUGCCUACAGAGGAGAGAAUCCAGAAGCUGGAGUUUAUGCUGGAUAAACUACAGAAUGAGAUUGAUCAGGAGUUGGAACACAAUAAUUCCCUUGUUAGAGAAGAAAAAGAGACAACUGAUACAAGGAAAAAAUCACUUCUUUCAGCUGCUUUGGCUAAAUCGGGUGAAAGACUACAAGCUCUCACACUUCUUAUGAUCCACUAUAGGGCAGGCAUUGAAGAUAUUGAAACUUUAGAAAGUCUAUCAUUAGACCAGCACUCCAAAAAAAUAAGCAAGUACACAGAAGAUACAGAAGAAGAUCUUGAUAGUGAAAUAAGCCAACUGAUAGACUCGCAGCCAUUCAGCAGUAUCUCAGAUGACCUAUUUGGUCCAUCCGAGUCUGUGUAACCAACAGGCUGUGUCAGCUUUCAAAUGAUUGGGGAAAAGAUGCAUCUAAAGUACCAUGGAUACAGCCAUGUUUCAGUUCUCUUAUAAUGCACCUCAGCCUGCUGCUCCAGUUAUUUACUUGUAUAAGAAAGAACAGGAAUGAGUUUGUUUUCCAGUAAAAAUAUGACCAGCUCAUUAAUUGGUUGUUUUGGGUUGCAUUUAUAGCUAUGCUUUUUGGGGGGUUUAUACUGGGAAUUUAUUUUUACUAAUUUAUUUUUAACUUUUUCUAAUUAUGUAAGCUAAUUUGUCACAUUUAUGUAUGUGUGGUGUCUCACUGUGUUAUUUUUCCUUCAACUUAGUUUUUGAAUUAGUGUUAAAUAGGAUAUUGUCCAGACUCUUAAUAUUUUCAUUUCCAUCACGGUUAUAACAACAGUUUUGCUGCAUGCCCAAAUUGACAACAGCAAUCUUUGAGGGAACAGGUUUUGAAUCUUUUUGUUUUGUUUUUUGUUUUGAAGUUUGUCAUUUCUACUUGCUUGAGAUUUUUGUUACUUUGGGGCUUUGGGGGGCUUUUUCUUUUGUUUUUGCCAAAUAUAACAUGGAAGCAGAUGCUGCAGUUUUAGUCUGUUAUGAUGAUUUAGUAAAAUUUUUUUUUACAUA